Aaosphaeria arxii CBS 175.79 is the source of this 489-nucleotide messenger RNA. RefSeq lists its product as uncharacterized. The record is from RefSeq and is a predicted model, not a curated record. NCBI's taxonomy places the organism in Eukaryota, Fungi, Ascomycota, Dothideomycetes, Pleosporales. The transcript has 3 exons. The coding region runs from base 1 to 489 and encodes 162 amino acids.
AUGCACAUCCCAACCCUCUUCACCACAACCCUCCUCCUCCUCUUACCCACCACCACCGUCCUCGCCCACCCCGUCACCUCUUCCACCUCCCCAUCCUCCCCUCUCGAAGCCCGCCAAUCCCGCCCCACGAAACCCAAACCCUGCGUCUCCAUCGCCAACACAACCGAAGCCCAACACCUCGCCAACCACGCCAAAUUCACCGACGCCUUCAUCGUCAAGAAGAACAUCACCGCGGCCUUCGAGUUCAUACGCCAGGACUACAUCAACCACAACCCCGCCGCGCAAAACGGCUUCGACUCCGCGUGGAACAUCCUGUCGCCCAUCUGGUCCUCUCAAAGCAUCACCCCGCUGCGGAACACGUACAGGCACCCGCAGGGGUGGCUGAACUACAGGAGCGGGAGCUUUGGGGAGGUCGUGGAUCGGUUUCGCUGGGAUGGCGGGUGCAUUGCUGAACAUUGGGAUCAGGGGGAGAGGUAUCCGACGAAGUAG